Molecule: messenger RNA, 570 nt
Organism: Coccomyxa subellipsoidea C-169
Lineage: Eukaryota; Viridiplantae; Chlorophyta; Trebouxiophyceae; Coccomyxaceae
Exons: 2
Coding region: 1-570 (189 amino acids)
Biological process (GO): regulation of transcription by RNA polymerase II
Cellular component (GO): core mediator complex; mediator complex
Molecular function (GO): transcription coactivator activity
Source: RefSeq, a predicted model, not a curated record
AUGGCAGAAAAGAUCGUGGAUGAAAAUUUUGCAGACGAGCUUGCUCAGACAACGUGGCGUGACGAUGCCUGGCUUGCCUUUUAUCCACUGAACGUCUUCACUGCAUUGGAUUACUUUGCGCUAUCCCCCUUCUAUGAUCGCGGCUGUAAUAACGAGCUAGCCAAGCUUCAAGGAGGGGGACUGACAGCACCAGUGAUGACAUGCCACUGUGCUCGCAGCACGCUACCACCUGGGGUGGAGUACGAGCUGCAGGAUGCACAGGAGCCUCACCUUUUCAUCAUCCGCAAGCAGCAUCGGUCUGGACCCAAGACCACUGCCACCCUGCAGUUUUACUAUAUUCUGGAUGGAAAUGUGUAUCAGGCGCCUUCCCUGCAUGCAGCUCUGUCAUCCCGCAUCGUGAGGCACCCUUCAUCAUACUAUUUCACCCUCACAUUCCUCGUGAAAUUGUUUUAUGCACGGCUGUGCCAGCCACAUGCAAUGCUGAAGACUGUGUGCGGGCGCAGAGCCGAUGCCUGCACAAUGUGCGCACAGCGUUCAAUCUCAUGCAAAGCGACCUGGAUCCCCUCCUGA